AUGCCGUUUUUCUCUCGCAUCAAAGGCUCUGUCCUUCAUAACACGGGUAGCACUGCUCGCGACCACCUCGCCUCGGAACGCACCUUUUUGUCUUGGAUGCGCACCGGCCUAGGUUUCCUUGCCCUGGGUAUUGGUGUCGAACGCUUCAAUCAGCUGUAUCUGGCCGGACUUCUACGCACACCCAAAGAACGAUCGGGAGGAAGACCAGAUGAAUUGGUCAAGAUAUUGUUAGGCAGCGGGCUGGGCAGCAUCUUGUACGGAACCUCCAGAUACUUUUCCAACAUGUCGUAUCUGCAGAAAGGAUUGUUUAAGCCUUCCUACUAUGGAGCUGCAGUACUUGCGGGAGGUAUCACAGGAAUCGCUAGCGUGGCUUAUUGGAGAAUGGCCAAGGACAGGAUUGAGAAUGACGACAGCAAGUGUUGA
Molecule: messenger RNA, 423 nt
Organism: Aureobasidium melanogenum CBS 110374
Lineage: Eukaryota; Fungi; Ascomycota; Dothideomycetes; Dothideales; Saccotheciaceae
Exons: 2
Coding region: 1-423 (140 amino acids)
Source: RefSeq, a predicted model, not a curated record